Messenger RNA from Procambarus clarkii (red swamp crayfish), 1980 nucleotides. RefSeq names its product lipid droplet biogenesis associated protein seipin (gene Seipin). The record is from RefSeq and is a predicted model, not a curated record. NCBI's taxonomy places the organism in Eukaryota, Metazoa, Arthropoda, Malacostraca, Decapoda, Cambaridae. Gene Ontology annotation, cellular component: endoplasmic reticulum membrane. Gene Ontology annotation, biological process: lipid storage; lipid droplet organization.
UGUGUGUCAGCUGGCCUGGCUCGCCAGCUGAUGUCAGUGUUCACAAGACGGUCGACGAGUAAGGACGUCGUGCCGCUGCUCUGGUCCCUCCUGCACCCUUGCCAGGGUAACACCUCUGCAACAUGGCUCAGUUACUGGGCAGUUACAUUGAUACCAAGAGAAAGGCAGCAUGGAGGUAUAUAGAGGAAUGGCAGUCAACAGCCUAUUCACUGGUUGUGUUCACAGCAACAAUGAUAGUCAUGUUUUGGGCGAGUGUUUUUCUCUACACAUCUUUCUACUUCACCUACAUGCCGGAGGAAUCUAUUACUUGGCCAAUAAAUUUUCAUUACCGUUCAUGCCAGGAAAAGCCGGGUAUCUGCAGCAAUCCAUGUGCCAUUGUUGCCGUUACUGACCCUAAUCGUGGCUCUGUCCUUGCCCGAGGUCAGAAAUACCGUGUGGUUGUUGACUUUGAGAUGCCAGAAUCGCCCACAAACCAAAGGAUAGGUAAUGAAGAUAACAUGUUAAGUCUAGGUAUGUUCCUGAUCAACAUGAGCAUGAAGACGCAUACAGGGGAAGUGCUUCGUGAAUCCUCACGCUCCAGCAUGCUGCGUUAUAAGUCGCCUCUUCUGCAAACAAUAUCUACCAUGACCUUUUCUCCCUUACUUCUGUAUGGUAUACAAGAGGAGAAACAAAUGGUGACGGUGGAACUCUUCUCUCAGUACGAGGAAGACCCGGUGAUACCACUCUCUGAGGUUCAUGUAGAGCUGCAGACCCGGUUCGUAGAACUAUAUGGUGCACAACUACGAAUUCAUGCCGUUUUCUCUGGUCUUCGUUACCUUAUGUAUCACUACCCACUUACAGCAGCCACCAUGGGUAUUGGUAUUUGCAUGAUGUUCCUCUCUGCUGUUGUGAUCUUCAGCUGGUACCAGUUUUCUGGACCCACCUUGAAUGCCAGGAUUGGUGCAAAUCAAAUGGCUUACCCUAAUGGCAAUGCUCUACCAAUUUCUCAAGGCAACAGCAAGUCAACUAACUCAACAAAUGAAGAAUCUAUGGAUGUCUUGGAACAAACCGUGAGCUCGACUUCCUCUCCCAAGACAUCAAAACAGUCUCCUGACAGUUCAGUUCCUGGAAAGGCGGCUGGAAGUGAAGAAGCUCACGAGAAGGGAAGGUCUGAUCAUGUGGAAACAAAGAGACGUGACAGCGAUGAUUUUGAGGUGGUCAGCUCAUCAAAGAUGCCAGAUGAAAUAGGCUGCCAUAAAGUAUCAAAACCAACUGUCUGUCUGCCAAGUGAGGUAGACAGUAGACAGGGAUCAGAUGUUUACGGUAGUGAUGAUCAUGGCUUAACAGGUGAGGCAGUUAGUCAACAGUUACCAGGCAUGUGCAAAAAUGAUGAUGACGACAUUUCAGGUGAGACAGACAGCAGACAAGGCUCUAUAUAUGAUGACCAGGACAGUGACAGUACAGUCGACUUGACUGGUUGCAAACAAGUCUCAAGCGCUGAUGGUGAGGAGGAUUGUGUCAUUCGCCAAAGAAUACAAACUGCAGAAUAGACACAUUACAAGUCACCGAAUGUUUAUCCAUUCAGUGAAUAUAUAUAGGUAUUCAUGAUACUUGGUAUUGUUACAUUUUAAAUAUUCAUUCCAUGAGUGCCAUUUAAGUAUAUGAAAUAUUAAGAUUUUUCCAUUAAUACAGAAUAUAUAUACAGUAUAUACAUGUGUGCUAUAAUAGUGCUAUUUUCUGCAGUGACUGCUCAAGAAAGCAUAUGGAAUGUUGUGUGAAUUAUUGUUAGUAAUACAUAUUUGUGUGCCUACGGUGCCAAGAUAUAUCGGCUUCGUGUUAGUAUUCUUGUUUGCUGCAUAAGUCUCAAUGUGAAUACAGAAUUCGAGAGUAUUAAUUGCUAUGGUUUGUAGUGUUGGUGGUGCAUCAGUCAUAUCAUUAGUCUCUCUUGGUUUGUGUAUGCUUUAAGUUAGUGUUCUUAAUUAAAGGGAUAACUUUGCUAUA